AUGAUGGGCCUUACAUCCACGAUUGUCAGAGCUAUACUCUCUGCAGCCAUCAUCUCGCCCGUUCUAGCGAUUAACGAAAAUGAAUUUGCUCCGAACGAUAUCAUCAUCCGCGACGUCUGUAUCCUUGGUGGAGGUGCAACUGGCACAUAUGCUGCCGUGAGUCUGAAGGACAAAGCCAAAAGCGUGGUAGUUGUUGAGCGUCAUGAAAUCCUCGGUGGCCACACUGAAACCCUCUAUACCGACAACGAUCAGUACAUCGACUACGGCGUCGAGGGGCUUUUCGAUAACGAACUGAGUCGAAAUUACUUCAACCGCCUUGGUGUUGACUACAAACUGCUUCUCCCGAACACCCUAGUUAAUCAGUACGUGGACUUCAAAACCGGCAAGAAGGUGUCUCCUCCCGCCGGACUCCUCGACACAGCUGCGGCCGCGGUCCUGUACCGGAAAGCUAUCCAGAAGUAUAGUUAUCUCCAGGACGGGUUAUAUAACCUGCCUGAUCCUGUGCCGGACGAACUCCUACGUCCCUUUAGCGAAUUCGUCGAGGAAACCGGCAUCCAAAGCGCCCUGCAAUUUAUCUUCAUGUUCUCCCACAACUUGGGGAAUGUCCUUGAAACACCCCUUCUUUACGUCCUGCAGUCCAUUGGCAUCCCGCAUAUCGAUGCUCUGCUCGAAGGCGGCUACAUCACUCCGAAAGCUGGCAUGUAUCAACUAUAUGAGAAGGCGUCUGAAGUGUUAGGAUCCGACGUUAUUUACCAGUCCACUGUUAAUGAAACCGAGCGAUCCGACUCUGGCGUCAAGAUCGUUGUGCAAGGCGCAAACGGUGCCCGCAAACUCAUCAAGGCCAACCAGCUUCUUGUCACCUUCGUUCCCUACAAGGACAACUUGCAAGGUUUCGACCUCGCCACGACUGAAUCCUCAGCAUUUGGAAAGUGGGACUGGAAGGGAUACUAUGUUGCGGUUGUCAACAACACUGGAAUUCCGAAUGCCGUGACGGUCCUCAACACUGACCCUAGCAAUAACACCCCGGGCAACCUUCCUCUUCCACCGUUCCAGUGGGCACUACAGUAUCUAGGUGCAAACGGGUAUCUAGCCAGUAAGAUCGUUGGGGAUAAGAGCCUGACUGAGGGGCAGGCGAGAGAGCUCGUCCUCUCUGAUAUCCGCCGGAUGGGAACUGCAGGAACGUAUCCCGGGGGUGACCCAGAGAUUGUUGCAUUUGGAAGCCAUGUGCCGGAGACACUAACAGUGUCUAACGCGGAGAUUCGGGACGGGUUCUACAAGAAGCUGUAUGCACUGCAGGGCACCAAGAAUACGUUUUACACGGGCUUCGCCUUCUGCUCGGAUCAUUCGGCUUUGUUGUGGGCUUAUACAGAGACUGUUGUUCAGAAAAUGAUUUCUUCAUAA
Aspergillus glaucus CBS 516.65 is the source of this 1401-nucleotide messenger RNA. RefSeq lists its product as uncharacterized. The record is from RefSeq and is a predicted model, not a curated record. NCBI's taxonomy places the organism in Eukaryota, Fungi, Ascomycota, Eurotiomycetes, Eurotiales, Aspergillaceae. The transcript has a single exon. The coding region runs from base 1 to 1401 and encodes 466 amino acids. Gene Ontology annotation, molecular function: oxidoreductase activity.